Molecule: messenger RNA, 777 nt
Organism: Penicillium subrubescens
Lineage: Eukaryota; Fungi; Ascomycota; Eurotiomycetes; Eurotiales; Aspergillaceae
Exons: 3
Coding region: 1-777 (258 amino acids)
Biological process (GO): vacuolar proton-transporting V-type ATPase complex assembly
Cellular component (GO): Vma12-Vma22 assembly complex; extrinsic component of endoplasmic reticulum membrane
Source: RefSeq, a predicted model, not a curated record
AUGGCCCAGAUCCCCACGCCACCGCCGUCACGUCCAGGCUCGAAAGCCUCCGACCCUGUGCCAAAGUCCGCGGAGGCUUCGUCGGAGUUGUUGCAGUCGUUGGAUGUCCUGCUGGAACAGUAUUUGCACCUGCUGGAUCGACAGCAGAAGUUGCAGUCAGGACUGGCGAAGCAGUUAUCUUCGGGCUUUCUUUCCCUGGCCCAUGCGAAUUACACCUGUCCUCCCGGUCGGCGAUACGGUGCAGAUUAUUACGAUGAGCGGAUGAAAGCUACUCGCAAGAUAUCUAUUCAUGCUGGAUCUGAGGUGGACGAUGAAGACACAACGGAGGAGCAGGAUGGAGCAGACAGCUGUCACCCGGAAAAAUUCGAAUAUAUAUUCAACCUAGAGAAGGCUGACAACCGUCCCGCCGAAGAGAACACCGACGACAAAGACGCCAAGGACGAACCAUAUACAAAAGCCACAGAGACCGAGGUAUCAACAAACGACAGCGAACCCUACACUCCAGCAUCUCAAGAUCCCACCGGGGAGCCUCCAGUACCUGAAAAGACCAAGAGCGUCCGCAAGAAGUUCCACUCCGACGAUCCUAUCUACUGGUACGGCAUCCUAGUGCCGCCGUCGCUGCGCACCGCCCAAAAGUCCUUUACCGAAGCUAUACAAAGCCAAGUGCCCGACCUGGCGGGCACAAUCGUGGAAAUGCGCGCGUUGGAACAGAAGAUUACUCAAGUUCGGGCCAAGCUUGGGGUCGACACUUCCCAGGAGACCAGGUUUGAGAAGUAG